AUGGCCGCGUCCACAGGGAAACGCAUCGUAUUCACCGGUGGCUCAGGGAAAGCAGGCCGCCACGUCAUUCCCUACCUCCUCUCCAAAGGUCACUCCGUUCUCAACCUCGACCUGACCCCGCUCCCUCACCCCUCGGUGUACACCCUCAAGACAGACCUCACAGACGCCGGCCAAGUCUUCAAUGCCUUCACUUCCAACUUCCACAUCAACCACUACGCCAAUCCUCGCCAUUCAGAGACCGUGCCCGUGGGCCCCAUCGAUGCGGUCAUUCAUUUUGCGGCGUAUGCGAGGAAUAUGCUGGUGCCGGAUAAUGAGUGCUUUAAGGGGAACGUGCUGAGUACAUAUAAUGUCAUUGAGGCUGCGUGCAAGCUGGGAGUCAAAAAGGUUAUUAUCGCGAGUAGUGAGACGACUUAUGGGGUCUGCUUUACGCAAGGAGACAGUGAUUAUCAUUCCUUUCCUCUGGAGGAGGAUUAUGACUGCGAUCCAAUGGACACCUACGCAACGAGCAAGCUCUGCGGCGAGCGCUGCGCCCGAAGUUUCGCGAGGAGAUUCCCGGGGACGGACAUCUACGCGCUGAGGAUAGGGAACGUCAUCGAACCACAUGAAUACGAGAAAGACUUCCCGGAAUACGUCAACAAGCCAGAGACGCGGAAGAGGAACGCGUGGAGCUACGUCGAUGCAAGAGAUUUGGGUCAGAUAUGUGAUUUAUGCGUACAGAAGAACGGGUUGGGCUUCCAGGUCUUCAAUGCCACGAACACGACUUCGUCGUUGAAGGUGCCGACGAUGCAGUAUCUGAAGGAGGCGGAGCCUAAUACGCCGAUCACGAGGGAGAUGGGCGAGUACGAGGGCCCGCUGAGCAAUCGGAAGGCGAGAGAGGUGCUGGGGUUCCAGGAGGAACACCCGUGGCAUAAGUAUGUCAAAGUGUAG
Messenger RNA from Letharia columbiana, 927 nucleotides. RefSeq lists its product as uncharacterized. The transcript has 2 exons. The coding region runs from base 1 to 927 and encodes 308 amino acids. The record is from RefSeq and is a predicted model, not a curated record. NCBI's taxonomy places the organism in Eukaryota, Fungi, Ascomycota, Lecanoromycetes, Lecanorales, Parmeliaceae.